Molecule: messenger RNA, 3645 nt
Organism: Drosophila sulfurigaster albostrigata
Lineage: Eukaryota; Metazoa; Arthropoda; Insecta; Diptera; Drosophilidae
Product: ribosome biogenesis protein BMS1 homolog
Exons: 2
Coding region: 101-3577 (1158 amino acids)
Biological process (GO): endonucleolytic cleavage of tricistronic rRNA transcript (SSU-rRNA, 5.8S rRNA, LSU-rRNA); ribosome biogenesis; maturation of SSU-rRNA from tricistronic rRNA transcript (SSU-rRNA, 5.8S rRNA, LSU-rRNA)
Cellular component (GO): nucleus; 90S preribosome
Molecular function (GO): GTP binding; U3 snoRNA binding; GTPase activity
Source: RefSeq, a predicted model, not a curated record
UUUACGGUAUUUUAAAUUCAGUGCUUGUGCCGCUAGCACGUGCAACAGAAAUUCGUAAACAUAUUGUGGAAAUUUAAUAUUUUGUGUUUUUAACGAAAUAAUGGCCGACGAUGCUGCUGGCCAAGACAAGCGGAAGCAGCACCGUGCCCGCCAGUCCGGCGUCAGUGCGGACAAAAAGAAGGAGAAGGCCAAGAAAGACUCCAAUCAAAAGGAGCCCGAAUUGACCGCGCGCCAACGAAACCCCAAAGCGUUUGCAAUCAACUCAGCGCAACGUGCCGAGCGCAAUUUCCGACGUAAAGAAGAUCUUACGGCCAAGAAACAGCACAUACCUGUGGUAGAUCAGACUCCCGAUGAACCGCCGCCAGUGCUUAUUGCAAUUGUGGGACCACCAAAGGUGGGCAAAACAACGCUGAUCAAGGAUCUGAUCAAGAGCUUCACGCGCACAAAUGUCACGGAUAUUAAGGGACCUAUCACCAUAGUGACGUCGAAAAAGCGUCGCAUCACGCUGCUGGAGUGCAACAAUGACAUCAAUUCAAUGAUUGAUGUGGCGAAAUGUGCGGAUCUUGUGUUGCUUCUUUGUGAUGCCAGCUAUGGCUUCGAGAUGGAAAUCUUUGAGUUCCUCAAUAUCUGUCAAGUGCACGGCAUGCCCAAGAUUAUGGGCGUACUCACGCAUCUGGAUAUGAUCAAGAACCCGAAGCAACUGCGUAAACGCAAAAAGGAACUCAAACAUCGCUUCUGGACUGAAGUCUACGAUGGAGCCAAGCUCUUCUAUCUCUCAGGCUUGCUGCAUGGCGAGUAUCUGCGCAAUGAGAUCAAGAAUCUGGGUCGUUUCAUCUCGGUAAUGAAGUUCCGUCCGCUGCAGUGGCGCGGUGCUCACAGCUAUCUGCUGGUGGAUCGUGUUGAAGAUGUCACCAAUACGGAUGCAGUGCGACGCAAUCCCAAGUGUGAUCGCGAAGUCGUGCUCUAUGGCUAUGUGCGUGGUGUGCCACUCAAGCAGCAGCAUAUGGUACACAUUGCUGGCCUUGGCGAUGCUCGUAUCGAUGAGCUGAGCAUGAUUCCGGAUCCUUGUCCGCUCCCCGGCACUGAGAAAAAGCGCAGUCUGCUGGAGAAGGAGCGUUUGCUCUAUGCUCCGAUGUCGGGAGUGGGCGGUAUUGUGUAUGACAAGGAUGCCGUCUAUAUUGAGCUGCAGGGUUCGCAUUCGCACAAAGAGAAGACAGCGGAGGCAACGGAGCAGGAGGCGUUGGUCACCAAACUGAUUGAGAAGAAGGCCACCAUGGAUGAGCAAAUGCAGGAGCAGCAAUUUCGACUCUUUUCCGAUGCGGCGCCUAUGAAAUCCAAGGACUACAAGAGCGACCAUGAAGAAGAGGAGGACGAUGAAGCAGCAGGUGAUUCAGGCUUGGAUGCGGCGGACAGUGAUGAAGAACAGGACGAUGAAUUUGCAGCUAACGAUUGGCGUGGCGAGAAUAGCGAUGAGGAAGAAGAGGAUGAGGAACAGAGUGAUGCUUCUUCAGGAGAUGAAGAGUAUCAAAGUCUGAAGCAGAAGGGAGAAGGAGAAGAUGACGAUGAUGAUGAGGACGAUGAGGAUGAGAAUGAAGAUGAAGACGACGAGGAGUCACGCAUAUUGGCGAACAACAUGAGCUGGAAGAGGAAUCUGGCGCAAAAGGCACGCGAUGCUUUCCUACAACGUCACUCGGAAUCCCGGAAUCUAAUGCGAAUUGUCUAUGGCGUUUACAACCUGAGUGAACGCAGCAAAGAGCAGCAAAAGGAGCAGGAGGAAAACGACUCCGAUGAGGAGCUGGGUGGCUUGUUUCGUGUGGCCGCCAAGCAACAGACGGAGCUGCAAAAGGAUAAGGACAUACGCGACAAGGACGAGCGCUGCUUUUUCGAGUAUCAGGGUGGUGUCACCCGUGACUGGUUGACGGAAGACAAUAAAGAGCUAAUCAAGAACUGCUUUGUCACGGGCAAAUGGAAGGCUUCGGAGGAUGCCGAAAAUCUGCUAAAGCUGGACGACAUGAGUGAUGCGGACAGCGAGGUCUAUGGCGACUUUGAGGAUCUAGAAACGGGUGAACAGCACAGUGGCAAACCCAAAGACGAGGCAGCCGCAGGCAGUGAAGAGGAGGCGCCAACUCCCGGUGAAAAGCGCAAAAUGACGCGUGUGGAAGAGGAGAACUUAACCAAAAAGGAGCUGAUGGCCAAGAAACUCAAGUUGAAAGCGAAAUUCGAUGCCGAAUAUGAUAAUCAUGGCGAAAAAGGUGAAGAGGAUGGCGGUCGUAUUACCGGAGAUCAUUCCUUUUACGAGGAUUUGAAAGCGGAGGCACAAAAGCAAGGCGAACUAAACAAGAGCGAAUUUGCGCAUCUGGACAACGAACUGCGCAUUCAAAUCGAGGGAUACCGUGCAGGACUUUAUGUGCGUUUGGGCUUCAAGACAAUGCCCGCCGAGUUUGUGGAGAACUUUGAUGCCAGCUAUCCGGUGUUGGUCGGAGCCCUCAACAUGACCGAGGAGAAUGUGGGCUAUGUGAACUGCAAGGUGAAGAAGCAUCGUUGGUACAAGAAGAUCCUCAAGACGGGUGAUCCACUGAUUGUGUCGAUGGGCUGGCGACGCUUCCAAACGGUGGCCAUCUUUGCCAAGGUGGAAGAUAACUUUAGGCAACGCUACCUCAAGUAUACGCCCAAUCAUGUCACCUGCAGCAUGACCUUCUGGGGACCAAUUACACCUCAAAACACCGGCUUCUUGGCGCUGCAAACUGUGCGUCAGGAUCAGGAGGAGAUGAAGCGUCUCGGUUUUCGUAUUGCUGCCACCGGUUGCGUUACCGAACUGGACAAAUCGUCGCAGAUUAUGAAGAAACUCAAGUUGGUGGGACAUCCGUUCAAGAUCUAUAAGAACACGGCGUACAUCAAAGACAUGUUUCACUCGUCGCUUGAAGUUGCCAAGUUCGAGGGAGCCAAGAUCAAAACAGUGUCCGGUAUGCGUGGUCAGAUUAAGAAGUCGCAUCAUACGCCUGAAGGUUCAUAUCGUGCCACCUUCGAGGAUAAGAUUGUGCUUAGCGACAUUGUUUUCUGUCGCACCUGGUUCCGUGUGGAGGUGCCGCGCUUCUAUGCGCCAAUCACCUCUCUGCUGUUGGCCGCCGAGCAGAAGAGUCAGUGGCAGGGCAUGAAGACGCUCGGCCAGUUGAAGCGAGAGCGUGCGUUGCAAAACGAAGCGCAGCCGGACAGCAUGUACACGGAGGUUGUGCGAAAACCGAAGAUCUUCCGUCCCCUCGUUAUACCCAAGGCGUUGCAGCGUGCAUUGCCCUACAAGGAUAAACCCAAGUUGGGACCGGAGAAUCCACGCGAAGCCUUGGAACGUGUCGCUGUCGUCGAUUCGCCGUAUGAGCAGAAGGUGGCUAAAAUGAUGAAGAUGAUCGAGACGAACUACAAGGACAAACGCAAUCGGGAUCGCAAGGAGACGCAGCAGCGCAUGAAGAAGUUCCGUGCCCAGAAGCGUGCUGAUGAGGCUUCCAAGCAGCAGCAUCAGAAACAGCUGCGCAAGAAGGUUUCGCGGGCCAUUAGCAAGAUGCGUGGCAAGAGCCAGAAGUAAAGUCGAUUCGAUUGUAGAUAGGAAGUAUAGGACUAAAUAAAAAAUGAUUGUACAAUUUAAACCUAGAA